UUAACGGAUUGGAUGGGUUUGAACUGCUAACCUUUAGGUUAGCAGCCAAGCACAAAUCAUUUGUGUCGUUGAGGGAAGACAGAAAUAGAUUAGGUCGUUAUAAGACCUUCAAACGUUUUUGCAAGCAACUUCUAGAAGAAGAGUUUUUCAGAUUAUGAAUUGCCAAGGCUCUAGGCUGCUCUUCAGUUGGCAGGUGUAGUGGACUUUUGAGUACGAGUUUGUUUUGGUCCAGUGUGGUUUGAAGAUAAUGGUGCUCUUGUUUUAUUUAGGCGUUACCAGGAGAAGAGAGCUGAAGUAAUGAGAAGACAUCAUGGAGGCCCAGUUCCACAGCUCCACGACCACUGAGAAGAAGAAAGUUGAGAAUUCCAUCGUGAAAUGCUCUACUCGCACAGAUGUCAGUGAGAAAGCGGUUGCCUCCAGCACCACUUCCAAUGAGGAUGAAAGUCCUGGACAGACCUAUCACAGAGAGAGAAGAAACGCAAUCACCAUGCAGCCACAGAGUGUCCAGGGGCUCGGCAAAAUCAGCGAGGAGCCUUCCACAUCCAGCGACGAGAGGGCCUCGCUGAUCAAGAAGGAGAUCCAUGGGUCCAUCCCACACCUGGCUGAGCCGUCUGUACCUUACCGUGGGACACUGUUUGCCAUGGACCCCCGGAAUGGGUACAUGGAGCCUCACUACCACCCUCCUCAUCUUUUUCCUGCAUUCCAUCCACCUGUACCAAUUGAUGCAAGACAUCAUGAGGGGCGUUACCAUUAUGACCCGUCUCCUAUUCCUCCCUUGCAUGUGCCUUCUGCCUUAUCUAGUAGCCCAACGUACUCGGACCUCCCCUUCAUCAGGAUCUCCCCGCACCGGAACCCCACUGCAGCCUCUGAGUCCCCCUUCACUCCACCACAUCCCUACAUUAACCCUUACAUGGACUACAUCCGGUCCCUGCACAGCAGCCCGUCCCUGUCUGUGAUCUCAGCAGCCCGGGGGCUGAGCCCCACUGACGCCCCCCAUGCUGGAGUCAGCCCAGCGGAAUACUAUCACCAGAUGGCUCUGCUGACGGGCCAGCGCAGCCCCUACGCAGACAUCAUUCCAUCAGCCGCCACCGCCGGGGCCGGGGCCAUCCACAUGGAGUAUCUCCAUGCAAUGGAUAGCGCGAGAUUCCCCAGCCCCAGGCUGUCAGCCAGGCCGAGCCGGAAGCGUACCCUGUCCAUAUCACCACUGUCCGAUCAUAGCUUUGACCUUCAGACCAUGAUAAGGACAUCUCCCAACUCCUUGGUCACGAUUCUCAAUAAUUCCCGUAGCAGCUCUUCAGCCAGUGGCUCCUAUGGUCACUUAUCUGCAAGCGCAAUCAGCCCUGCCUUGAGCUUCACCUACCCUUCUGCACCUGUGUCUCUCCAUAUGCAUCAACAAAUUCUAAGUCGACAGCAAACCUUGGGCUCAGCCUUUGGACAUAGCCCUCCGCUCAUCCACCCUGCCCCAACUUUUCCAACACAGAGGCCUAUUCCAGGGAUCCCUACUGUUCUGAACCCUGUCCAGGUCAGCUCUGGCCCUUCAGAGUCCUCACAGCACAAGCCCACAAGUGAGUCGGCCGUGAGCAGCACUGGUGACCCUAUGCACAACAAGAGGUCCAAGAUCAAACCCGAUGAAGCACUCCCCAGCCCGGGUGCGCGGAGUCAGCAGGAACAGCCAGAAGGAACAACCCUAGUGAAGGAGGAAGGGGACAAAGAUGAAAGCAAGCAGGAGCCUGAAGUAAUCUAUGAGACCAACUGCCACUGGGAAGGCUGCACCAGGGAGUUUGACACCCAAGAGCAGCUGGUGCACCAUAUAAAUAAUGACCAUAUCCAUGGUGAGAAGAAGGAAUUCGUGUGCCGGUGGCUGGAUUGCUCAAGGGAGCAGAAGCCCUUCAAAGCCCAGUAUAUGUUGGUAGUGCAUAUGAGAAGACACACGGGGGAGAAGCCUCACAAAUGCACUUUUGAAGGUUGUACAAAGGCCUACUCGAGACUAGAAAACUUGAAAACCCACUUGAGAUCGCACACUGGAGAGAAACCAUACGUCUGUGAGCACGAGGGCUGCAACAAAGCGUUCUCCAACGCCUCAGAUCGCGCCAAGCACCAAAACAGAACACAUUCCAACGAGAAACCUUACGUGUGCAAGAUCCCAGGCUGCACUAAGCGCUACACAGACCCGAGCUCCCUCCGGAAACACGUGAAGACAGUGCAUGGCCCAGAGGCUCACGUCACCAAGAAGCAGCGUGGAGACAUACACCCUCGGCCCCCACCACCACGAGACUUUGGCAGCCAUUCCCAGGCCAGGUCACCCAGCCGGCCGACUCAGGGAGCCCUUGGUGAGCAGAAGGACCUCAGCAACACUACCUCAAAGCGAGAAGAAUGCCUCCAAGUGAAGACAGUCAAGGCUGAGAAGCCCAUGACAUCUCAGCCAAGCCCUGGUGGUCAGUCUUCAUGCAGCAGCCAACAGUCCCCCAUCAGCAACUAUUCCAACAGUGGGCUCGAGCUUCAUCUGACCGAUGGAGGUAGUGUAGCAGACCUCGGUGCUGUCGAUGAAACCCCAGUCAUGGACUCGACCAUUUCCACCGCAACCACAGCCCUCGCUUUGCAAGCCAGGAGAAAUGCCACAGGGACCAAAUGGAUGGAGCACGUGAAAUUGGAAAGGCUAAAACAAGUUAAUGGGAUGCUUCCACGACUGAACCCCAUUCUACCCCCCAAAGCCCCUGCGGUCUCUCCUCUCAUAGGAAACGGCACACAGUCCAAUAACAGCUGCAACUUGAGUGGGUCCCUGACUCUUCUCCCAAACAGAAGCGACCUGUCUGGGGUGGACAUCACCAUGCUGAACAUGCUCAAUAGGAGGGACAGCAGCACCAGCACCAUCAGCUCCGCCUACCUGAGCAGCCGUCGGUCCUCGGGCAUCUCGCCCUGCUUUUCCAGCCGGAGAUCCAGUGAGGCAUCCCAGGCUGAGGGGCGACCGCAGAAUGUGAGUGUGGCUGAUUCCUAUGACCCCAUCUCCACGGACGCCUCGCGCAGGUCCAGCGAGGCCAGCCAGUGCGAUGGGCUGCCCAGCCUGCUCAGCCUCACCCCUGCCCAGCAGUACCGCCUGAAAGCCAAGUACGCCGCGGCCACCGGGGGCCCCCCGCCCACGCCCCUGCCCAACAUGGAGAGGAUGAGCCUGAAGACAAGGAUGGCCCUGCUCGGGGACGGCAGAGAGUCUGGGGUGUCCCUGCCCCCUGUCAACCCUCCCCGAAGAUGCAGCGAUGGGGGCACUCACAAUUAUGGCCGGCGCCAUCUGCUGCCGCGAGAGGCACUGGGAAACAGUGCUAGAAGAGCAAGUGACCCCGUGAGGACAGUCUCAGAGAACCUUUCUCUGCCCAGAGUUCAGCGUUUCAACAGCCUCAACAGCUUCAAUCCUGUGUUGCCUCCAUCGGUGGAAAAGCGUAACUUAGUGCUUCAGAAUUAUACACGGCCUGAGGGCGGCCAGUUCCGUAACUUCUGCUCGUCUCCCUGUCCUCCGAGCAUCAGUGAGAACGUCACCCUGGAGUCCCUGACCGUGGAAGCAGAUGCAAACUUGAAUGACGAGGACCUCCUGCCGGACGAUGUGGUGCAGUAUUUGAAUUCUCAAAACCAAGCAGGGUAUGAGCAGCACUUCCAGAGCAGCAUCCUGGAUGACAGCAAAGUGCCCAACGGGUCCGGCCUGGGAAGCGGGCACAGCGAAUUCGACCCACCUGCGCUGCCGGACAGCCACAUGGGCCAGCCGUACCGGGCUCUCGAGCAGCCCUGUGCAGAUGCCAGCAAAACAGACCUGCCCAUCCAGUGGAACGAAGUCAGCUCUGGAAGCGCCGACCUGACCUCCUCGAAGCUGAAAUGUGGCCAGCGUGCCACCCUGCAGCAGGCUCGAGCCUUUGGAUUAUACAACAGUAUGGUCGUCCACCAGCAGAAUCCGUUCAGGAAUGGGGCUAGCCCAGCUGGGGGAUACGCGACCCUCGGGGAGAAUGGCAGCUCCUACGGUGGCCUGGAGCACUUGGUCCUCCAUGGCAGUGGCAGCACCGGCACCAAUGGAAACGCCUUCCAUGAACAGCCCUACAAGGCCCCGCAGUACGGGAGCUGUCUCAACAGACAGCCGGUCACCCCCAGCGCACUCGAUGGUGCCUGCGGUGCUGGGAUUCAAGGAUCAAAGCUGAAAAGCGACACUGUGCAAGGGAACGGGAGCCAGGUGGAUUUUGGCAUGUCCAUGGCACCCAGUGAGUCAGCUGGCAGCACAGUGACUGGCAUGCAGAACCAAGAGCUGGUGGCACAGGGGUACCUCACUGCUGCGCUCCUCGGUGACAGCAUGCACCACCAAGCGGGGGGCCGCCCCAGCCAGGGGAUGCUGGGGCAGGUAAGUGCUACCUCACAAAUCAGCAUCUAUCCAGGGCCAGAGAAUUGUCUGCCGGGGCCCCACAGUCUUGGCAUGCAGCCCCCCAGCAUGGCAGUGAGCAGGGGCUACCAGCAGUGCACCAGCUAUGGGGGCAUCCGGCGCCAGGCAGGGCCCAGGGGGAGCCUUGCUCUGCAGCAGGGACAGCUCAGUGACCCAAGUCAGACCUGCAGGGUGAACGGCAUCAAGAUGGAAGUGCAGGGGCCGCCCCAGCAGCUCUGUGCGAAUAUACAGAAUUACUCUGGUCAGUUCUAUGACCAAACCAUGGGCUUCAGUCAGCAAGACGCGAAAGCUGGCUCCUUCAUGUCGGAAGCCACCUGCCUGCUGCAGGGGGCCAGUGCUGAAAACUCCGAGUUACUUUCCCCAGGUGCUAACCAGGUGACAAGCACAGUGGACAGCCUCGACAGCCAUGACCUGGAGGGGGUACAGAUUGAUUUUGAUGCCAUCAUUGAUGACGGAGACCAUGCCAGCCUGCUGUCAGGAGCCCUGAGCCCAAGCAUCCUUCAGAACCUUUCCCAUAGCUCCUCCCGCCUCACGACUCCGCGAGCGGCCCACCCCUUCCCCGCGCUGUCCGUGAGCACCACCAACAUGGCCAUCGGGGACAUGAGCUCUUUGCUGACAUCCCUCGCGGAAGAAAGCAAAUUCCUUGCAGUUAUGCAGUAGGCAUUAGGAAAAGGACAGCACACAUGUGUAAAACUGUAGGAGGUUAAAAGAUGAAAUGGACUUCGUUUUUUUUGUU
This is a messenger RNA of Loxodonta africana (African savanna elephant), 5147 nucleotides long. It is a transcript of the gene GLI3, whose product is annotated as GLI family zinc finger 3. Gene Ontology annotation, cellular component: nucleus. NCBI's taxonomy places the organism in Eukaryota, Metazoa, Chordata, Mammalia, Proboscidea, Elephantidae. The transcript is spliced from 14 exons. Gene Ontology annotation, biological process: regulation of transcription by RNA polymerase II; smoothened signaling pathway. The coding region runs from base 311 to 5071 and encodes 1586 amino acids. Gene Ontology annotation, molecular function: DNA-binding transcription factor activity, RNA polymerase II-specific; RNA polymerase II cis-regulatory region sequence-specific DNA binding. The record is from RefSeq and is a predicted model, not a curated record.